Molecule: messenger RNA, 2045 nt
Organism: Leguminivora glycinivorella
Lineage: Eukaryota; Metazoa; Arthropoda; Insecta; Lepidoptera; Tortricidae
Exons: 10
Coding region: 191-1360 (389 amino acids)
Source: RefSeq, a predicted model, not a curated record
UGUUAAAAUUUCGACUUUUCGUGACAGCACGUCAUUUUCGACAUUUGAUUGAUAAUUUUCUAAAGAUCCAUCAAAUUAGUUUGUUUGAAAGUUAGUUUUGGUUCGAAAUGUUAACAUUUCAUUAGCUUUAUAGUUUUAUUACGAUGUGAUAUAGUGGGUACCAUUUUAGGUUGUAUCUAGGUAGUCCAUAAUGACUGCCCAAAAGUGUGUAGUGGAAGGUUGCAACUUGGAGUACGACGUUGUUUGCAGCUUUUCCUUCUACAAUGUAAAUACAGGGUCGGACAGUGAGCCGAUCAGGCAAGAAUGGAUCGAGGGGGCUAUGCAGGAGGAGAGUGAGUGUCUAUGGCGCCAUGUCAGUCUUCAGCUGUGCGGAUACCACUUCGAGUUGGACGCGCAAGGGCUAUGGAUCGACUCGCCUAUGCUACCGGAGCUUCUUACGCUGCAGGAACAAGUGGCCCCCAUCACACCAACCGCCAGCGACAAGAGAGCGGCUGAAAUAAUCCGCAUGGAACACAACUACAGCGAGGAGCCUCCGAAGAAUGAUCCUCCGGAGAACGUCUCCAGGCUGAACGUCCGGCAGCUGGUCGACACUCUUGGAUAUUUAUCUCUAAAGAACCUGCAACGUAAACAGCUGUGGGUGGUUAAAGUGGAGACAGACAAAGCCGAGGCCUCCAUCACACAAGCGGAGCAGGUCAUCGCUAAGAUGCAGGACCCUAAGCAGAUCAUAGAGAUCAUACCGCAACCGCAGCCUGAAGCGGAAGAGCCCGCGCAGAACGAAGUGAGCAUCAUGGAGGAUUCCACCAUCUCCGACAACUUCAUCUACGAGAUAGCCGAGGAACAGGAGAUCACCAUGGACGAGGUGAAAGAAAUCCCAGCAGAGACCAACAAAGAAUGGAUGGUGAACAUAAUACCCGAAGAAAACAAGCCCAAGUACGCCUACAUCAAGCAUUGCACCUCGGGCAAGAAGAAGCGACACUUCACUGCGGAAAUGAACGAAAUUACCCUUCAAGGCGACUACGAAAACUACUACAUCCUUCCCGACGCGGACCCGUCCGUAGGCGUCGAGAUAACCACCAGCUACGAGCCGGACAACUACAUAGUCGAGGAGUAUGAACACCUGGUGCUGGAGGAGCGUCCCAGGAAGCGCAAGGACACGCCCGGCGAGAGCGGCCGCAAGAAGAAGAAGCGACUCAGCUCUUCCAUGAGGGAACAGGUAAAACAGAUAAAAUCAGAGAUCGCCGAAGACUGGGUGAUCGACAAUAACAUAGUCUACGAGCAAGACGACGAAUACGAUGAAAAGAAGGGAACUCCGCGCGUGCGGCGGAAAAAUAAGAAAUAUCUCGGAAGUAAACUAACCUAAACUGACAAUCGGACUACGUUGAUAUAACAUUUGUGGUAAGAUUUAUAUAGUUAUUGGGGCCCACUAUGUAUGUUUUACUCUUCAACCAAUCAUUGAUUGUAAAACUAAUUUAAGAAAAACGUGACCUUCUAUCAGAAAAGGGUCUUUAUCCUUCAAGUGUAGAAAAGGUCUUUAACAUCUGAAAAUCUAAAAAAAAAUUAUGGCUUUAUUUAUUAAGAAGGAUCCUUCUCUGAGAGAUACCCACAAAUCAUGCCUUAAUUUGGUCAGCUGAUAUAAAUGAUGCUGUAUUGCGCCGAUGUCAAAUCAAGGGUGAACAGGCACCUCGGCUAGUUUGUGGCCAUGACAUAGUGUAAUAAAGAGUACUAUCGUACAGUAUGGCCACUCCUGCUCGCGCUGAAAGUGCCGCCCACCCCUUCUCGGUUACCGCCUGUCAAGAACGCGAACAGUCGACCUGUCAUAUCUCACUCAUACAAGCAUGGUACGCGUUCACCCACACGAGUUUAGACUGUGUGCUAGGAACGCGCCUCUUUUAUAUAUUUAAUCGGCAUUCUACGAGAUGUGCCAUGAGUAAAGAUCGUUAUCAGCGUGCUGUAUUGGUGGCAGAGUAUGGUUGGCAAAAAAACAAAUACACAAGUAUUUAAAACAUUAUAUACUUAACAAAUUAUGAAAUAUAUACAUAUUUAUA